This is a messenger RNA of Sphaerulina musiva SO2202, 621 nucleotides long. RefSeq lists its product as uncharacterized. The record is from RefSeq and is a predicted model, not a curated record. Lineage: Eukaryota; Fungi; Ascomycota; Dothideomycetes; Mycosphaerellales; Mycosphaerellaceae. The transcript is spliced from 2 exons. Bases 1 to 621 code for a protein of 206 amino acids.
AUGUUCCAAACAAUCCACGACAUUGACCUUAAAGACCGCCUUCGAAGCAAAAAAGCCCGUAAUCCAUGGGAACACGACCUCAAGCCAUAUCACCGUCAUUACUAUCAUGCCAGAAGAAGUGCAAAAGAACAACAAGAAUCAACGAUAGGAAUCACAAACCUCUUCAUCCUCGCCACAGCAGCCCUCGAAACCAGCCUCCCCAAAAACUCGACCACCACCUCAACAGGCCCAGCAACAGCAACACAAAUCAUCCACGCCGAAAUCGAAUCCAUAUCCUCUCACCUGUCCUCUCUCAACGAGCACAUCCACACCUUCAACGGCCCCGCUAUCAUCCAACAUCUCGAACUCUUCAGCGAAAAGCUCAUGCACAUGGGAAAUCACAUCGCCUCCGCCGCCGCCUCCGCCGCUGCCGCAGAGCAACAAGAUAUGACAGCAACAACAACAACAACGAUAAUAAACGACGCCAAAACAUCCUUGACCCUCAUCUUCUACAUUAAACAUGCCCUCCAGCCCUACAAUCGCGAAACACUCUCCCAACUGCGCAAAACCAAGGGAAGAAUUUCGAGGUUGGGCCUCUUGGACGAUGUGACGUUGGCAUUGAGAGAAGUGUGCGUAGGGUGA